AUGCCUCAAGGAACUGGCGACACCAGGCGUCCGUCAGGCGACCAAAGCAAGGCUGGGUGGAGUGCGGGCCUCCGCACUGCUCACGAGCUCGGUCGUCGAGUCGCGACCCCCUCCACCACCGCCGCCGCCGCCUCCGCCGCCUCCUCCACCUCCACCUCCUCCGCCACCUCCGCCGCCUCCGCUCUCUCCGCCACCACCACCGCCUCCACCGCCUCCAGUGCUGCCGCCGCCGCCGCCACCCCCGGCACCACCCCCACUCCCUCCACUGCCUCCACCACCACCUCCACCGCCCCCUCCAGCCCCUCCAGCGCCCUUGCCCCCCUUGCUCUUGCCGGCCGACAGACGGCAGCGCUUCGGCUGCGGUGCGGCUCGGCGGCUCGGCUGCUGGGCGGCUUGGCGUUCUGGCGGCUCGACUGCAGGGCGACUCGGUGGUCGGCGGCUCGGCUGCUCGGCGGCUCGGCUGCUGGGCGGCUCGGCGGUCGGGCGGCUCGGUUGCUGGGCGGCUCAACGGUCGGGCGCCUCGGCUGCUCGGCGGCUUGGCUGCUCGGCGGUUUGGCUGCUCAGCGGCUGGGCUGCUCGGUGGCUGGGCUGCUCGGUGGCUCAGGCGCUGGGCGGCUGAGCGGCGACGGGGCCGUGGAAGGGCGGGCGGCAACGGGGCCGCUGAAAGGGCGGCGACGCGCCGCUGAAAGGGCCGCGACGGGGCCGUGGAAGGGCGGCGACGAGCCGCUGGAGGGCGGCGACGGAGCCGCAGAAGGGCGGCUACGGGGCCGCUGCAAGGGCGGCGACGGGGCCGCUGAAGGGCGACGACGGGGCUGCUGA
Molecule: messenger RNA, 819 nt
Organism: Closterium sp. NIES-65
Lineage: Eukaryota; Viridiplantae; Streptophyta; Zygnematophyceae; Desmidiales; Closteriaceae
Source: the annotation of a GenBank genome assembly